AAUGGAUUAUUUGUUGAUCCGGUCGUUGAUGUUCCAGUCUGUAAUGAUGGUAUCGAUAUUACUGUCGCUGCUGAUAAGGAUGUUGUUUCUAUUGUCAGUGAUGAUGUUGAUGUCACUGAUACCAGUGGUGAUAUCCCUGUCACUGUUGUCAUUGUUGGUGGUGAUGCUACUGACGUUACUGUCACUGCUGGUGGUGAUGCUACCGACGUUACUGUCACUGCUGGUGGUGAUGCCACUGAUACAUAUGUCGGGGCUGGCGGUGAUGAUACUUUACUACAAUAG
Ambispora leptoticha is the source of this 282-nucleotide messenger RNA. The record is from the annotation of a GenBank genome assembly. Lineage: Eukaryota; Fungi; Glomeromycota; Glomeromycetes; Archaeosporales; Ambisporaceae.